AUGUCAUGCGUCCACUACAAGUUCUCCUCCCAGCUGAGCUAUGAUACGGUCACCUUCAGCGACCUCCACAUCGCCCUGUGCGACCUCAAGCACCAGGUCAUGGGCCGCGAGAAGCUGAAGGCGACCAACUGUGACCUGCAGAUCAGCAAUGCCCAGACCAGCGAAGAAUACACAGAUGGUAAUGCCCUGAUUGCUAAGAACUCAUCGGUGAUCGUUUGAAGAAUCCCUGUUGGAGGAGGCAAAGGUACCAGCAAAACCUAUGUUGGAAGUCGAAGGGAGCCAGUGAGUGGACCAUCAAAAACAAUUGAUGACUCUUCUGCAUCUAUUUCUCUGUCCCAGCUUAUUAAGACUGCCAAUCUGGCUGAAGCCGAUGCUUCCGAGGAAGAUAAAAUAACAGCGAUGAUGAUACAGUCUUGCCAGGAAUAUGAUCCAAUCAAUUACAUGAAGAAAGCCUUGGGUCCACCUCCACCAUCUUACACUUGCUUCUGUUGUGGAAAACCUGGCCACUAUAGGAAGAACUGCCCAACACAUGGGGACAAAAAAUUUGAGUCUGUUCCCAGAGUUAAAAAGAGCACAGGAAUUCCCAGGAGUUUCAUGGUGGAGGUGAAAGAUCCCAACACCAAGGGUGCUAUGCUGACAAAGAGUGGAAAAUAUGCAAUACCAGCUAUUAAUGC
Molecule: messenger RNA, 674 nt
Organism: Pelecanus crispus (Dalmatian pelican)
Lineage: Eukaryota; Metazoa; Chordata; Aves; Pelecaniformes; Pelecanidae
Source: RefSeq, a predicted model, not a curated record